ACAAAUAGGAAACGGAAACCCAAAGUCUCAAACGGAAACCCAAAGUCCCAGAGGCUAGAGAGAGGAAGAAAAGCAGCAGAACUGAGAGGUGCUGACCAGCAAAUGAUAUAAGUUUUACAUUUUUAUAGCUUUGCUUUUUGGAACAGCAAGAACAUGAGUGCUCCGCCUAGUAAAAGGUCGCAUGAGGAGGUCGGAAAUGGAAGUGGGGGUGUUAGUGGCAGUCAUGGUCUUUCCUCUGCUCCAAAGUUCCAGCAUGAGGAUUCCAGCACAUUCCCUGGUGUGAUGGGUAGACUGGAGUCUUCAACCUCGGGUGAUUUCCAUAGUCCUUAUGACAUAGGGCAGGAUGCUCGGAUGCCAAAGCUACCGAGGACUGAAUCUCGUGAUGCAGAUAGAAGAUCACCUUUGCUUCCAAUGUACCGAGUGCCAUCAUCUUCAAAUGACACUCAUUUGGAUCACCCUUCAGGUUUUGAAAGCAGGUUGGAAUUUCGAGAUACCAAGGAAGGAAAUAAGGACCCUAAGUUUGAGAACCGUGAAAGUAAGGUUGAACAAAGGGAGUUACAUAUAGGCAGUAGGCUUGAUAAGGAUGUGAAGUUUGACAGCAGAGGAGAUGAUAAUAAAGCAACCAAGCAUGAAAGGGAAACAUAUCCAGAACAUAGAGCUGACAUAAAGGUAGAUAAGGAGUCUUAUGGUGGGGCAAGCAACCAUCCGAACUGGAAAAAUUCAAAUGAACAACACAGGGGAAAAAGGUAUCCUGAUGCCUCUGGAGGGAAUGUGGAUCCAUGGCAAGCAUCACGAUCCAGUUUGCAUGGCCCAGUUGAGGGUGUAAAGGAAUCCCCAAAUGUGGAGGAAAGGGAGUAUGCUGAAGCACGUGAGGCUGUUGGAGAGAACAAGGUUGAUUUUAAAGGGGAGAAUAAAUUGAAAGAGAGAGAAAGGAAAAGGAAAGAGGUAAAACAAAGGGAUUGGGGAGAAAGGGAUAAAGAAAGAAAUGACCUGCGAAACGCUUUGCAGUUGUGCAGCAAUAGCAAUAGUGAAAACAAGGAGCCAAUGCGGGAAGAGAGAGAAGCUGAGAGGUUGGACAAGGAGAGGAAAGAUCUUUUGAGAGAAAAGGAGAAAGUAAAAGAAAGAGAAAAGGAUUUUAUGAAAAAGGAAUCAGGGAAUGGAGCUGAAAAAGAAAGUCCUCACAAUGAUAAGGAAAUGGUAGAUGUCCCCAGCAGAGCUGCAGAGCUAGAGAAUCCAACCUCAGAAUUAAAGAAACAAAAGGACACUGAUGGUUGGAAAAAUGUUGACAGGGAUAUUAGAGAGAGGAAAAAGGAAAGAGAUGCAGAGGAGGAAGGUGAAAGAUAUGAGAAACGCAAUAAGAAUCAUGACAAGGAGUCAGAUGAAGUAUGUGGUGAAGCUGAAGGGGGUGCAGAAAGGGAGAGAGAAGUUUUUAAUUAUGGAGUUCAGCAGCGUAAGAGGAUGCUUAGGCCAAGGGGCAGUCCUCAACGUACUCAUCGUGAUCCUCGUUUUAGGUCGCGCAAUCAAGAUAAUGAAGGGUCUCAAGGUAAACCUGAUGUGUCCACCAUUGUUUAUAAAGUUGGUGAAUCCAUGCAAGAGCUAACUAAAGUAUGGAAAGAAUAUGAAGCAUCUCAAGCAGAUAAGAUGUCUGAAAGUUCUUCAAAUGGUCCUACUCUAGAUAUUCGGAUACCAGCUGAGCAUGUUUCUGCAGCAAACCGCCAGGUAAGAGGUGGCCAGCUGUGGGGGACAGACAUAUAUACUGAUGAUUCGGAUCUUGUUGCUGUUCUUAUGCACACUGGCUAUUGUCGUCCGACUGCAUCACCCCUUGAAGCUACAAUUCAGGAGUUACGUGUCACUAUCAGAGUAUUACCUCCACAAGACUGCUAUCUUUCAAUGCUGAGAAACAAUGUUAGAUCGCGUUCUUGGGGAGCUGCCAUUGGCUGCAGUUACCGUGUUGAGCGUUGUUGUGUCGUGAAGAAAGGAGGGGCAGUUUUUGAUGUACAGCCAUGUCUUACACAUUCAUCUUCUAUGGAGCCUACUCUUGCCCCAGUUGCUGUUGAGCGCACCAUGACUACCAGGGCUGCAGCUUCGAAUGCACUACGACAACAAAGAUUUGUACGAGAAGUGACUGUGCAAUUCAACCUAUGUGGUGAGCCUUGGCUUAAAUACAGCAUCAGUGUGGUUGCAGACAAGGGGCUUAAGAAACCCCUGUUUACAGCUUCGCGCUUGAAAAAGGGGGAAGUACUCUACUUGGAAACCCAUAGCCGCAGGUUUGAGCUUUGCUUUGCUGGAGAGAAGAUGGUAAAGGCUACAUCAGUGUCUCAGGCCCAAGAAGCAGAAGCUGACAAAUCUGUAACUCAUAGCUCACAUACUUCAAAUGGUGAAAAAGGCCUGAUGGAUGGAGAAAAUGUUGUUAUAGAUGCCUUCCGAUGGUCUCGUUGUAAGAAUCUCCUUCGCCAAACAAAGAUGAUAUCAAUUGGGAUCCCACUGCCCCUUGAGCAUGUGGAGGUAUUGGCAGACAAUCUAGAAUGGGAGGAUAUCAAUUGGACGUCUACUGGUGUUGUGAUUGCCGGGAAAGAAUACCAUCUUGCCCGGGCACAUUUCAUGUCUCCAAAUUAGCUGGCAGAGUUGAAUUAUCAUGAACUUUUUGUCAUGUAAUAUAUAUACUUCCGAGUUUCAUAGACUGAUGUACUGGUUUGGAUGCUCCAAAACAAUGCCAUACAAUGAAUUUUAGACUAUUUUGGAGAUUGCUGUUAUUAGCUCGUAGUUGUUUUUAAUAUCCUCCUAUAUAACCAGAAUUUCUUCAAAAGAAA
This is a messenger RNA of Coffea eugenioides, 2810 nucleotides long. RefSeq lists its product as uncharacterized. Bases 154 to 2616 code for a protein of 820 amino acids. The record is from RefSeq and is a predicted model, not a curated record. NCBI's taxonomy places the organism in Eukaryota, Viridiplantae, Streptophyta, Magnoliopsida, Gentianales, Rubiaceae. The transcript is spliced from 12 exons.